GGUUGCAACCCCCGCGGCCUCGUGGUGUUGAAGAAAUUCGUUCCCUUCAUUUGAAAAUGGGCCUUGUACAAGGCCCAAUCUCUUAACCAUUAACGGCAAUCUGAUGACGUCAUUUGCAUUUUGAGCGCCUGUCACGUAUUUAAUUCAAGUACCACUUGAUUUACCAAUAAGCUGGCGUUGUCGGCGCACGGAGCUGGAGUAUACCCGUGGAGUAUACCACGCUCGUUGCGGGACAGCUCGUACACGGAGGAGGUGGCCGAGGACUCGGAGGGCGUCGCCGGCGCAGCCGCCGCGUGAAACGAGCUCACAGCGCUCCGAGCUGUCAAAACUCCGAGCUGGAGGAGGCCCCUGCAGAGAAGCCGCUGCCGAAGGUACCGGCCGCUGCUGAUGACCCGAGCAGGCGUCCCCGACGACGAGCAGGACGAACGGCAGGUGGCGCCGCUGGAGGAGCACCACGUCAACGAGUCCUUCAUGCGGUACGGUACGCUGCCCAAAGGCGCGCACAUCGGCGCCUUCCUGGACUCGCUGCGGGAGAGCGGUUUGCGCGGCAGUGCGGAGGGUGGCGAGGCGGCCGCGGGAGCGGCAGGCGAGGCCCGCGCGCUGCGCAGUCACACGGAAGCAGAGGGCGUGCGGCCGCCGGCCUCCGCCGCCGCCGCCAAGAAGCCCUCAGCCAUGGUGCGGUCCAACUCGUCCAACAGUGAGUUUCAGAGACCGCGGCUGUCGCGGCUCAGUCCGCUAGUGUUUGCCGGUGCGGCGGGGACGGGGCCGGCGCGGAGUCGGCGACCGACCGGCGCCGGCCGUCGUCGCGCCAGAAACAAACCUGCCGAGCUGGGGUUUCCCCCGCCGCCGAUGGAACUGCUGCCUCCUGACGACAUCGAGGCCGACUUUAUCGUCGACCCGACGUUCCCGCCGACGCCGCCGGGCCUGAGGGACCAGUUGUCGAGCGGCGUUCCCAUGAUACCGCCGGCCACCCGGUGCCCAGCCCGCGCACGCACCGCCGCGCCGAGUACUCGAACCUCUCCGAGCGCGCCAAGCGCAGCGACGACCUGGUGACGCGACUAAGGACCGGGCAGCGCUCGCGGCCGCAGCCGCCGGCGUCCCUGACCCCGUCCAUCAGCGCUCAGCUGGUCUCGGAGAUUCAGCAGAAACAGCGCGAGAACCGUGCCGAGGGCGAGCCGCCCGCAGCGGCGGUGGCCGACUCGCAGCGCUCCGAGUGGGCCCGCUCCGAGGCCAAGCUGCAGUCGUUUCGACCGCCGCGGAGCCGCGUCCGCAAGUCGACCGAGGGCUCGCAGACGGACGAGGCCGUCACCAGCUUCAAGUCAGCGCUUCGAAAAACGACAGGUCGACGGGACAGGCUCGAGCAGGCUGGCUCGGCCGUCGCCGCAGCCUCUACCGCCGCUGCUUCACAUCUGCCAAGCGCGGGACUCUCAAACCGCCGCCGCACCCGACCAGCGCGCCGCCGAUCGGCUGCAGCCGCUCGGCCGGCGCCGGCAGCUCGGCGGAGGCCGUGCGCGACCUGGCCGCGGCCGUGGAGCGCAGCCAGGGCGCGCUGGAGACAUCGUCCGCCUCCACCGUGGCGUGCAUGCAGCUGUCGGACAAGCUGGGCCUGCUGCUGACGGCGUGCGGCGCGCACGCUGGCCAGGUGCCGCCCACCGGCUGGCUCCGGUUCCGCGCCCUGCAGCGGCGCCUGGAGACGCACGCCGGCACCCUGCGCUCGGCCGGCGGGCGCGCAACAGCAGCGACGCCCAGCGGCUCUUAUCCAAACUAGCCAACACAGUGCGCGACAUGUUCAAUGUGGUGCAGCGAUGAGAGACCGGCGACUGCGCCGCCACGAGCUGCCCGCGCCGUUUGUUUUUGUGAUAUCUAAUAUCCAUUUUAUUGCGUUGACGGUGGCUCUUCUACGAUUUAGUGGAACCAGUGUGUGCGCGCCGCCUGCGGCCACCCGGGUGUGACAUUCCUUCCCGUCUCUGUCUCGUUUCUUAUAUACAGCAAUCAAAUGAGUUUUCAUGCGUACCCUGUGUUUUGCGGAUGCGCAAAACACAGGGCGUAACAGGCCGCCGCCACAGCCUGUUACGCCUUAACUCAUAUGCUACACAGUCAUCGUGAUCUCAUGAUACCCACAACCUACAUACCAACUGUUCUAACGAUGUGUACGAAUGAUCGUGUGCCUGUAUUUUACCCAUGCCUACUUGUUUUUAUGCUAAUUGACAUGCGUUGAUCAAAAGCCGCGAAGGCGGAUUAACGUGAAUAAAUGAACUUGAACUUG
Amphibalanus amphitrite is the source of this 2266-nucleotide messenger RNA. RefSeq names its product tyrosine-protein kinase Abl-like. The transcript is spliced from 2 exons. The record is from RefSeq and is a predicted model, not a curated record. NCBI's taxonomy places the organism in Eukaryota, Metazoa, Arthropoda, Thecostraca, Balanomorpha, Balanidae. The coding region runs from base 388 to 1053 and encodes 221 amino acids.